AAAUAUAAUGUCUUGAUGACCAGAAAUACAGUUUGCUUCUACAGCUUCGAGAAAAAUUUUCGUAAUUUAUAAGGACUGCGUGCAUUAAUAACAUGGCUUACGUUAUAUUUGCUUUCAUUCUUGGGUUUUGCUUGACCUUCGUUCAAUCCACAUCUUUUGAGGAAUGCGUUGGAAUACCGCCUCCUACAGAGCUCAGGAUUGAAGGGUGCAUCAGUCCUCCUUGUGAUCUCAUUAGAGGUAGUAAUGUCACCGCAGAAUGGGAUUUCGUAGUUACUUCCAGAACAGAAGCCUUGAAGCCAAAAGUUAAAGCCUAUGUACUAGACUCGAUAACAGUUGAUUAUCCUUUAGGCCAAAAAGACGCAUGUGAAACUUUGACGAAUGCUGAGUGUCCUUUGGAUGAGAGUGAAGAGGUUACAUACGCUUUACACAUGCCAGUAUUGCCGUCUUACCCCAAAAUUAAAUUGAAAAUCGAAUUCUCCUUAAUUGGUGACGAUGGUAACGUACAAGUAUGCUUCAAAAUUGCUGCCAGAGUGGCAGAUAAAUCGAGGAUGUAAAAAUUAAAAUAUUUUUCAUCGAGAAACAAUGUCCA
Belonocnema kinseyi is the source of this 589-nucleotide messenger RNA. RefSeq names its product NPC intracellular cholesterol transporter 2 homolog a-like. Lineage: Eukaryota; Metazoa; Arthropoda; Insecta; Hymenoptera; Cynipidae. Gene Ontology annotation, molecular function: sterol binding. The transcript is spliced from 3 exons. Gene Ontology annotation, biological process: sterol transport. The record is from RefSeq and is a predicted model, not a curated record. The coding region runs from base 93 to 554 and encodes 153 amino acids.